Molecule: messenger RNA, 768 nt
Organism: Chionomys nivalis (European snow vole)
Lineage: Eukaryota; Metazoa; Chordata; Mammalia; Rodentia; Cricetidae
Gene: Cfap97d2
Product: CFAP97 domain containing 2
Exons: 6
Coding region: 7-546 (179 amino acids)
Source: RefSeq, a predicted model, not a curated record
UCAGAGAUGCAGAGAGUCCCCCAACUGACCACCCCCUGGGCUAAUAGGGACCUGCAGAGAGCCUGGGAGAAAACCUACCAGGACCACAGGAAAAAGGUUCUGAAUGCCCAACCACUAGUGGACACCCACCCACCACAGACUUAUAGCCACCUCUACCUGAAGUUCAAGAAACUAAAGGUGGAGGAAGAAAGGCUCUCCAUCAUCAACAGAGACAACUGGCUGCUUCUGCAGAGGGUGGCCUCUGCCAUGAGAGCCAGGGGACAGACUGACGGCGGAAAUAACUUUACACACAGAAGUCUAAACAGGAAGACAAGAGAACAGGCGCCUAUGGAAGCGCGGAAACGAAACAAACUCAUCCUGGAAAGACUUGGAAGCUCAGAGCCCUGGUUUGGAGCACAGAGACGGUGGGAGGACAGGGACGCCGUGGCCAGACGCACCCACAAAUGCAGACGCACCUGGAGAAAAGGAGCUGAAACUGACGCUCAGCAAGGACAUGGUCUCAUCUGGAUGCCCAACCUGAAAUGGAAAGGGGACAGCCGUGAGUGAGGGCCGUGACAUAGCACCCUGGAGCUUUGUGGUCACAGCCUUCACUAGAUGACACAGCACAGCUAUUUAUUGUGUUUCUUGGACUGAUAACCAAAAACAAACCAUGCAGAGUAACACCGGAAGUGACUGGAUAUUGAAUUAGACUUUCUUUUCUAGCUAUUAAUACUUUUGCUCAGUUACCAUGAGUUCAAGUAGUUGUAAUUCCCCUAAAAACUUUGUGAC